Dicrocoelium dendriticum is the source of this 777-nucleotide messenger RNA. The record is from the annotation of a GenBank genome assembly. NCBI's taxonomy places the organism in Eukaryota, Metazoa, Platyhelminthes, Trematoda, Plagiorchiida, Dicrocoeliidae.
AUGGAGUUGACACAGUUAGAGCAAUUUGCGGCCGGUGAUGUGGAGGCGUGGCUCGAUGAGUUCGACGGAAUUGCGGCUUGCACGGGUGUGAGGGGGGAUGCAAAUUUGCUAAUUGCUUUGGGCACACGGUUGAGUGGACGAGCCAAGGCGGUGUAUCUGCUCACUCGGAAAGCCAAACCCGGCUGUCCGUUCGCUGAGAUGAGGGUUGCCUUGUGUGCAGAAUUUUGGAAGGAUCUGGAGAGAGAACGAGCACUGCAACGAUUUUACGCAGCCAGAUGGGACGAACAGAAGGAUUUGAUAGUGUUUUUCCAGCAGCUGGACAGACAUCUAACGAUUGGGCUCCCCGAGUUAGAGGGCAACGCAAGAGAGCGUCUACUGAAACAGCAGUUUAUCCGAAGUCUGCCCGGUCCACUCCAUGAUCAGGUGAAAUUGGCGUCGAUGGUGGGAGACAGCAAAGCGUUGGAUCUGGUGACAGUCGCCCAGAAUUUGUCGGAACAAGUGACAGUGAGAAGCAUCCAGCAUGCUGAGUUGGAACAGAAAGUAAAUCGCCUAUCUGAAAUGGUGGAGCAGCUGUUGUCGAUAGAGUCUUCAAGCACCAUUUCACAACGCAACGUACGGGUAAUCCGGAACGGUCGCCGCUGUUUCCGAUGCAACCAGAGUGGUCACGUGGCGAGAUUCUGCACCAACGUCAAUGUGCCCCAUUGUUUCUCUCUAUCCAUGCCGAGUCGGUGGCGAGUACCAGUCCUCCAGGUAGCUAUAGAAGGUGUGUCUGUCUGA